AUGUUCUCGCCCGUGUGCCACCUGCGCGAAGAGGACAUCAUCAUGGCGACGGCUGCAGCACCACUGCGUAUAGGUUUCGUACCCGAGCACUUCUCUACGCCCAUCUACUUUGCGACAAAGCAUUUUGAUCUCUCGGCCGAGCUGCUUCCGUUCCCUUCCGGCACCGGCCACAUGAUCACCGCCCUCCGAAACGGCGAGAUCGAUGUGGGCAUUGGCUUGACAGAAGGCUGGGUAGCUGGAUUAGGCCAUGAGGACAACAAAGACGAAAAUGAUGGGGGUUAUCGACUGGUCGGCACAUACGUGGAAACGCCACUGUGCUGGGCCAUCUCCACAGGUUCCGGUCGACCCGAAAUCACCACCGUCAACUCGCUAAAAGGCGGCAAGAUUGGUGUUUCGAGACUCGGCUCCGGGAGCUACGUCAUGGGCUUCGUGCUUGCCGACCAGCACGGCUGGCUCUCGUCCUCACCAGUCAACACUUCCCCGUACUCGGAUACUGUUAUCCUACACACGUUUGCAAACCUCCGCAACGCGGUCAACUCGGGCGAAGCCGACUUCUUCAUGUGGGAGCAUUUCACCUCGAAACGAUACUACGACUCGGGCGAGAUCCGCAAGAUUGGAGAAAUAUAUACCCCGUGGAGCAGCUGGAAGAUUGUCGCCUCAACAAGUUUGGCCGGCGCUGGCGGAGUGUCAGAUCCGAGACUGGAAGAUCUCUUUGAGAAGCUAGAUCAAGGCAUCAAGUACUUCAAUGAGAAUCAGGAGGAGGCCAUCACAUACAUCAGCACCGAGCUUGACUACUCGGAAGAAGACGCAAGAGAGUGGAUGAAGACGGUAAGAUUUCCUCUCAAAACAGCGGGCGUUGAUAUUAAGGUCAUUACGAACACUGUUGGUGUGCUUCGUAAGGCCGGAGUGCUUUUUGAAGGCAAAGGUUUGCAGCCUGAAACGAUGGUCGCCAAACAACGAUGA
Phaeoacremonium minimum UCRPA7 is the source of this 963-nucleotide messenger RNA. RefSeq names its product putative periplasmic binding ii protein. The coding region runs from base 1 to 963 and encodes 320 amino acids. The transcript has 2 exons. The record is from RefSeq and is a predicted model, not a curated record. Lineage: Eukaryota; Fungi; Ascomycota; Sordariomycetes; Togniniales; Togniniaceae.